Messenger RNA from Ostrea edulis (European flat oyster), 2221 nucleotides. Its product is annotated as stabilin-1-like. The transcript is spliced from 11 exons. The coding region runs from base 655 to 1779 and encodes 374 amino acids. The record is from RefSeq and is a predicted model, not a curated record. Lineage: Eukaryota; Metazoa; Mollusca; Bivalvia; Ostreida; Ostreidae.
UAAAAUAGAAGUUACUUCUUUAUUUCAUUAUGAUUUAUGACAUACGACCACAUGUAUGUGUCCGGCCAUCAAAAGACAGUACCGCAGUCAUCAGACGUGUUGGUACACGAUGGUCCUUAUUUAUUUAUAUUUAUUUAAUUUUAAACCAUGGAACAACCCAUACGUCCCAUACGGAGCAUAUGUAUGUUACUACAACACACUUCAACUUCACUAUGUUGGUGCAUUUGGGAGGUGUUGGAGGGUGAGGCUGGAUCGCAAUGAGAUGGAUAGUAUUAUGGCAGAUAAUACAGUCACCAAUCGGUUAACGAUAUAUAGUUAACCAAUCCUACGAAUAUCAAACAAACAACCUACAAAACACAUAACGUAAACAUAUGCGAUGAUGGAAGAGGUUGCAACACUGAAAGAGAAUUCUGCAGAAAGCUAUUUGAGGAUGAAAAUGAAAAAGAACUUUGUAUUGUAGGUAUGUCUUUGAACGAAUCAUGCUCUCACGACCGUCAGUGCACUGGUACUGCAAACGCUGGGAGGUGUCAAUAGAACAAACAGAGUCGAGGUGGUGGUGUCUGCUCCUGCGACCCAGGAUUCUUUCAAGAGGGUUCGAAUUGUUUACAAGCAAAUCCAGCGUCCACUAAGCUUUUGCCAUGGUAUGGAACUUGCAUGUGCAAAUGUAUUUGGGAGUGCUUGCCACUCAGCGUUCUCCAAAGUAGCCGACGGCUUUUCCAAUCUUGUGAAUCACACAGUCAAUGUACAGGAACUUAUGGGGCACGGGAAUGUAAAUUGAUCACUGGUAUACAAAUGUGUCACUGUCCGGAUAAUUACACAGUUUUUCGAAACUUUUGUUUAAAAGUUGGGUCAGUCAUAUGGGAGACGUGUACAUCAAAUGCAGAAUGUACCGGUACAGAAAAUGGGGGGAGAUGUGUCUACAGCGAUGUUACACGGACUCAAACAUGUGCCUGCGAUGAGGAUUUUCUAACAAAUGGUUCAUAUUGUUUACCAGUCAAUAAAAAGCUUUUUGAGACUUGUGAAGUAAAUGAUCAGUGCAAUGGAACGUUGGGUUUGGAAAUCUGCAGAACAGUUGGUGAUAGAAAGGUGUGUUUCUGUGGAUCUCAAUACAUAGCUGACAUGGCUUCCUUAACAUGUCACAAAGUUGGUAGACAGCUGCUUCAAUCCUGUCAGUAUUGUGUGCAAUGUAACGGGACUACACAUGCAACUGUGUGUGGAUUGUUUGGAAACAGAUCACUAUGCUUUUGCAAUAAAGGCAUUGUUGAAUCUAAUGGGAAAUGUACCGAAGAAAUAAUGUAUCGAUUUAUGUUUGUCGGAGCAGGCGGGCUUCUCUUUGGAAUAUUUUACUCGAUUGUAACACUUGUACGUAAAUGUAGAAGAAACAUACUAUCCAGAAGUGGAAGGUUUGUAGUACAGUCUGAUCAAGAAAACAUCAAUCUUCAAUCCACUCUGUAUGCUGUGCCCAGUGAUAUUAGGAAUUAUGUGGAACCUUCAACGUUUGUUCACCAAGAUACCCAAAGACUAGCAAAUUACACAUACAAUCACCUCAACGAACCAUUGGAAAUGGAAGAUAAUGCGUUCUCUCAGCAAAUGUUUGUAGAGCAGGACCCUUGUGAUGACGUGUACAACCACCUCCAUGAAAAAGAAGCACCACUGUGUCAAGGCGUGUAUGACGUCGCGGAAAAUGUCUCUAAAGGCAUGUUCCAGAGUUCUGAUGAUGACCCCACAUCGACUGAUUUCUAUGAUUUUGCUGAACCUAUAGAUGUAAACACAUUCUAAAUAUGCGAUAAUUACAUCUGUAAAGCUUUCAUAUAUUGUAUAACUUCAAUUUUACAAUUCUUCAAUGUUUGGGAUGUAAAACAAAUAAAUAAGUACGUUAAACAACUUCUGGAAUGUCAAAUAUGAGAGUUGAAGUAGAAUAUGGAUAGAUGUACAACGACGGGUUUUCUGGGACGAAGGUUGAUGCAUGUUCACAUACCAAGAGACACCAUACUGAAUCAUAUACACGUUGAUACUUAAAACAGUUAAACCAAUGCUCUAAUAUCUCAUCAGCACCCUUGCAAUUGUAUCGUGUCAUCCUUGCAAACGUUCCAAUCUUAAAAGUGCAGCAGCUGUAGUGAGUGGAAUUUUAAAGUACAAACUAAGUUUCUUUCUGAUUGAUCCCCAUCAUCAUGUGUGUUAUAUGUGUUUGUGAUUAAUGGUAAACUAUUAAAUAUCACAU